AUGUCAGUCAAGGCUUUUCUUGUCAAUAUAAAACACCAUUUGGAAGCCAAUGUCACGAAGAUUCCUUUAAGGUUUGCUACUGGCAAUCAGUCUGCGGAUAUGGACUCCGUUAUAAGCGCUAUCAGUUAUUCAUAUUUUAGCUAUAUCAAGAAUUCCAAUGCAAUUUUGAUUCCCUUAAUUAAUAUCCCUAGGGAUGACUUUAAAUUGAGAAGAGAUAUUAAAUUGCUAUUAGAGCGUCAUUCAAUAACGGAAGACUUGUUGUACUUUGUUGAAGAUUUUGAAUCGUAUUCAAAGGUUGCGUCGAGUAUUGAGCUUGUUCUUGUGGACCAUUGUAAUAUUCAAGGUUCUGCCUUGAAUAACGCAUUCAAAGAUGGAAAGGUCAAAGUUGUUGGUAUAAUAGAUCACCAUGAAGACGAAAAUGCUUUCUUAGAUGCAAAUCCAAGGAUAAUACAUUCCAAUGGGUCCUGUUCAGCUCUUGUUUUCAAUUACUGGUAUUCACAGUUCGACGAUAAGACAGUCUUGAAACAAAAUGAAAUUAUAGAGCUAUUAUUGGGUCCGUUGCUCAUUGAUACUUCAAAUAUGACGCAGAAGGUUGAAGAGGGAGACGAGGAUGCUAUCAAAACAUAUAAGCAACUAUUAAAUCCUGAUACUAUCACAACGUUUUCUUCUUCACAAGAGAAGACGGAUUCUGACCCGUUUUCAGGUUUUUAUUCAGAGCUCAAGAAAGCCAAGAAAGAUCUCCAUGGGUUUUCCCUAUAUGAUAUUUUGCGCAAAGAUUAUAAACAAUUUACAUUUGGCUCUAAUGAUACUGUUGUUGGCUUUAGUUCAGUUGGCAAAUCAUACUUCUGGCUUUUUAAGGAAUAUUCCCCUGAGCACUUUAAAAAAGCUUUAAACCAGAUGCUCCAAACACUCAAGUUGGAUCUUUUAGUUGUCACCACUUCGUAUACCACAUCCAGUGGAAAAUAUACUAGAGAGUUUUCAUAUUAUUAUGAUUUGAAAAAUGCCAAAUUUGAUAAACUAUACAAGUUAGCGGACCCUAAAUUAAAAUUGAAUCUGGAUAUUUACAAGGGUACUAAGUUCGCUGACAAGCUCAAUGAGGUCAACUCAAGUGGACAUAAACUAGAAAUCUUUAACCAGGUAAAUAUCAAAGCAUCUCGAAAGCAAGUGGUUCCUGUGAUUAAAGAUGUUCUUGAGGAACAUGAUUAG
Molecule: messenger RNA, 1206 nt
Organism: Priceomyces carsonii
Lineage: Eukaryota; Fungi; Ascomycota; Pichiomycetes; Serinales; Debaryomycetaceae
Product: exopolyphosphatase
Exons: 1
Coding region: 1-1206 (401 amino acids)
Cellular component (GO): cytoplasm
Molecular function (GO): exopolyphosphatase activity
Source: RefSeq, a predicted model, not a curated record